Messenger RNA from Macrosiphum euphorbiae (potato aphid), 720 nucleotides. NCBI's taxonomy places the organism in Eukaryota, Metazoa, Arthropoda, Insecta, Hemiptera, Aphididae. The record is from the annotation of a GenBank genome assembly.
AUGGAUAUUUUUUUAUUUUACAGGAUUUGGUCAUUGAUUAAACGAGUAGGUCAUAAAUCUGACAAGAAGAUGACGUCGUCAUUGCCUUACACACAGUUCGAAGAUGAAAACUAUUCAGAUGACCAAUUGGACCUCCCUUUGACUCCGAGAGAAAUUAAAGUUUAUCAUGCUGAUGAUACGUAUGAAACAGUUUUAGUUACCCCGAGUACAACAUCCGAACAAGUAUGCUCUCAGAUUGGCAAAAAAAUUAUCAGCCAAUUUUACUGCUGGUCAAUCGUAGAAGUUUGGAAGGACGAAGGGAUAGAGAGAACAUUAGAAAAUCACGAAUCUGUGUUAUUAUGUCACCAUAGAAUGGAAGAUAAAAACAACAGAAUUUUGGUGCUCCGACUAAACAACAAAAUGUUUCACAUGUUCAAGCACCCAGAAGAAUUCUCUCUCUACAGAACACUGGAUAUUGGUACAAAAAAACAAGCCAAAAUUAUACAGAAAGUCCUCAAUGGUGACACCUGUCCUCUACAUUUUGGCCAAGUAUGGGUGUAUGAUUGCAAUAAAACAAAGCCGUUCUGGGAUGUAACAGUUUUGUUGCUCAAGGAUAAAAAUCUUUAUCUCACAUCAAAUCACAAAAGCAUGUUACCACACAUUAAAAGAUCCGGGAUUAGCUACUUUCGCAACACUAUCAUGGUAAGAAAAUAUAUCUGUCUUCAUGUUGAUACCUACUAA